Molecule: messenger RNA, 457 nt
Organism: Acipenser ruthenus (sterlet)
Lineage: Eukaryota; Metazoa; Chordata; Actinopteri; Acipenseriformes; Acipenseridae
Product: odorant receptor 131-2-like
Exons: 2
Coding region: 1-411 (136 amino acids)
Source: RefSeq, a predicted model, not a curated record
AUGUCUCAGGAGCGAUACGUUGCCAUUUGUUUUCCUCUGCACCACGUCCAGCUGUGCACGGUAAACAGAGCAGCAUAUGGGCAGUGGUACAUAAAAAUUAUGCUUACUGCUAGAAAGGCUGCUUCUGAUAAGUCUUCAGCCUCCAAGGGUCAGAGGACCGUCCUGUUACACGGGGUGCAGCUCAUACUCAGCAUGAGUUUCUUUAUCUAUCCGCUGACUGAGUACUUUCUCGUGGGUCAGCCUCUAGAGGUCAUGAGACAUGUCUUAUUUUUUAACUACUACGUGACUCUGGUUCUUCCGAAAUGCCUGACACCCCUGAUAUAUGGCGUCAGGGACGAGAAUUUCAAAAGACAUCUCAAGCAGUACUUGUGUUUGUGUGCUAAGAAAGUGCAGCCUCUGGGAUCCAACUGAAUUAUUAAGACAUGAAUAAAGACACAUCAUAGAAAACCAAACAGUU